Erigeron canadensis is the source of this 2265-nucleotide messenger RNA. RefSeq names its product 26S rRNA (cytosine-C(5))-methyltransferase NOP2B-like. Bases 108 to 1976 code for a protein of 622 amino acids. Gene Ontology annotation, cellular component: nucleolus. Gene Ontology annotation, molecular function: rRNA (cytosine-C5-)-methyltransferase activity; RNA binding. The record is from RefSeq and is a predicted model, not a curated record. Gene Ontology annotation, biological process: rRNA base methylation; maturation of LSU-rRNA. NCBI's taxonomy places the organism in Eukaryota, Viridiplantae, Streptophyta, Magnoliopsida, Asterales, Asteraceae. The transcript is spliced from 18 exons.
AAUAGCUACUCCCGCCACUCUUUCUUCUUCUUCAUCCUCUUUGUUGUCUCUAUACCUCCUUCUGGUUAGUUGAAUUAAUUACUAUUAUUAUAGAUUAAAUAAUAAAAAUGGGUGUUAGAGGUAGAAAGAAGAAAUUAAACAUCACCAAAACAACACAAGAAGAAGAAGUAGACUUUGUUUCUCUUAACAAGAAGGAGAAAAAAGAUAUUUUGAGUGAUGACUCUGAUAUUGAAGAACAUCAACAAGAAGAGAUUGUGGAUAGGUCUGAUUUGUCUUCAGACGGCGAAGAAGACGAUGCCUUCGCUGCCGAUAUUUUACAAGGCGACGACGACGACGAAGAUGACGACAAAGAUGUUGAUCAAGAGAUGGGAUCAGGGUCGGAGUCAGAUUCUGAUGGUUCCGAAAAAGAUAUUGAUGAUAUAUCCAAAGUCAUUGAUAUUAAAAGAAAGAAAGAACAACAAGAUGCAGAGGAUGAACUACAGCUUAACAUCAGAGAACAACCUGAUGAGUUUCGGUUGCCGACACAGGAGGAACUUGAAGAGGAGGCUCGUGGACCACCUGAUCUCACUGGUCUUAAACAAAGAAUACAAGAGGUUGUUAGGGUGCUCUCAAAUUUUAAAGAUUUGAGACAAGAGGGAGUAACGCGAAAGCAAUAUGUAAACCAACUUAAGUUGGAUUUGGGUUCAUAUUAUGGCUAUAAUGAGUUCCUUAUAACUUCUUUCAUUGAGCUGUUUCCACCUGUUGAACUUAUGGAAGUGCUUGAAGCCUUUGAAAAGCCUCGACCUAUUACCCUCCGUACCAACACAUUGAAGACACGAAGACGAGACUUAGCUGGUGUUUUGUUGAAUCGAGGAAUCAACUUAGACCCCCUAAGCAAGUGGUCAAAGGUUGGUCUGGUUGUUUAUGAUCAUCAAGUACCAUAUGGUGCAACCCCUGAGUAUUUGGCUGGUCAUUACAUGGUGCAAAGUGCAAGCUCUUUUUUACCUGUUAUGGCCCUCGCUCCUCAGGAGAACGAGCGGAUUGUUGACAUGGCGGCUUCUCCUGGUGGUAAAACGACUUAUAUUGCAGCUCUGAUGAAGAACACUGGUAUAAUUUACGCUAAUGAGAUGAAGGAGCAGAGGCUAAGUAAACUGACAUCAAAUUUACAGAGAUUGGGUGUCACAAACACUAUAGUAUGCAGCUACGAUGGGAGAGAGCUUCCCAAAGUUUUGGGUCACAGAGCAAUAGACAGGGUUUUGUUGGAUGCUCCUUGCAGUGGUACCGGGGUUAUAUCUAAAGAUGAGUCUGUCAAAACCUCAAAAAGUGCUGCUGAUGUGCAGAACUGUUCUCGUCUACAGAAGGAACUUAUACUCGCGGCUAUUGACAUGGUGGAUGCAAAUUCAAAGUCAGGGGGUUAUGUGGUUUAUUCAACAUGCUCUAUGAUGGUUAUCGAGAAUGAAGAUGUAAUAGACUAUGCACUAAAGAAGAGGGAUGUUAAACUUGUGCCAUGUGGAUUAGACUUUGGUACCAAAGGGUUUAAAUGCUUUAGGGAACGUCGUUUUCAUCCGUCAUUGGAAUUGACAAGACGUUUUUAUCCACAUGUGAACAACAUGGAUGGCUUUUUUGUUGCGAAGUUACAGAAAAUGAGUAAUUUAGAGGGUGCUCCAGCGACAAUUUCUGAACUGCAAGAAGUCGUGGAGGAAGGUACUGAGUUUGAACCUAGCACUGCACAGAUCCCAAAAGCAGAAAUCGCGCUGCCUCAGAAGAACCGUCCAGUGAUUAAAGAGAGUCAAAAGUCGAUCCGUAAAAAUGGUUCUCUUAAAAGAAAGAAAGAAGAAAAUUCUGUACCCACCGGGAAGAGGAAGAAAUAUAAACCUCCUCCUAGAGAAGAGAUCUCAAAAGCCAGGGAAGAGAAGAGACAAGCUUUAAGAGAAGCCAAAAAGAAAGCUACCAAGGAAACAAAAUUCCGAAGCAAGAAAGCCACACCUGCGGUAUGAUAUGUUCAACGUGGAUUCACUAUCGUAUACUACUACUAGAAUUGUCAAACGCGUCAUGUCCAAAUUCAUUUACAUGCCGGUAUUUUUUGAGAAUGAAACUAGCAUUAUAGGUUAUUUGUAUUUCUCUGUUCAAGUUGUUGUCUGUCCCGAACCAAGGGCUUGCUUGCAAAUCGUUUUGAACUUGUGUUACUUGUGGGUAGUAUUACUUGAGGAUCGGUGGCAUAUUUUAUUUCUUGUUAUUUACUUGUUCUAACAAUCUCUUAAAUGUAAUUUUUGAUUUUCUGGUUUA